AUGAAGACCAGCAUUGAGUUCCUUCUUGUCCUUGUUCAGCUCUUAGAGGCACAUGCAGAUGUGACCUUCAAGCAGCUGAACGAGAAUCAGUCCUUGGAGCUCUCUUGUCACGGGGACCACAGAGGUCUAACAAGCCUCCACCUGUACCACAGCCGAGGACACACACAGACCACAUUGCUGUCCAUGCUCCCACGUGGCGGCGGCAGAGAAAGCGACGAGCUCAGGCUGGACCCGUACAACAAGUGGCGCCUGCAGGUGUCUGGAGGAUGGAACACCUCACAGGUGAAGGUGAUGUUGCUGCGUUUGAAACCAGGUGACUCGGGCUUGUAUGUAUGCCAGCGCUUCUACAGAGAAAAGACUUCACAGCACAACUCCUUCACCACUCAGCAGCUCUUCCUGUUGGUUAACGGCUCAGGGAGGAACUGCCAAUGCUCUUCCAGCUACCCCCCUCUGCUUGUAGCCAUCUUUUCAGUGACCUGCUUCCUUCUGAUCGUGGUCGUGUGGCUCGCUAUUAAAAAAUGUGUUGAGACAAGGCGCCACCCGAGUGCACCUGCUGCUUUUCCAGUUUAUGAGGAAAUGGCCAGGAAGCAGCAACACUCCGAAAUAAUCCCCCCGUAUCAGCAGGAAGUGCCCUCACACCUGGAGGAGGUCACCUCUCCAUUGUAUGCUAACGCCCCCAUAAAACAACCACAGGACAACUGCUAUGCCUGCCCCAGACACAUCGCCCUCAGAGCGUGAUUGAAGUGGAGACCCAACCGAUUUAGCGUCUCCAAAAACACCAACGAAAGUUUUGCUUACAUUUAGAACAUAUAUUUAGAAAUCGUAACUAGCUUUUAAAGUAGUUUUUACUCACCGCUGAUACUACAAGUCCCAGAAUGCAGUGCUUUUUGUGCUGUCAGUUAGCUUUCCCCGCUCUCUUUCACUGUCACGAAGCUCUUAUAACUCAAGUUUGGGUUUUGUGACACAAAUAAGUGGUCCAAAAUGUAUAUACAUGUAUUUAAACAUAUAUAUAUAUAUAUAUAGAUAAACAUAUAUAUGUAGAGACAUAUAUAUGUAAUAUUCUAUAAAUAGUAUGCCCGUUACCUAGCUUACAUAGGCUGUGACUUCCUGUUCCUGUGACUACGGCAGCCUUUGGUGGUCAAAAAGGCGUCGACGAUGUCCCGUGACUAAAGCACUGUAUUGUACUUGGUGGCAAAUGUACUUAUUUCAUGAUGAAAGCGUUGGUGUUUUAUCAAUAUAAUUCCUGCAAUUUUCUGUAUUAGUACUAGUUUCUGGGUGUGUUGUGCAUACAAAAAGAAAGUGCACGUUUCUUUUAAACAGCCGAGAAAAAAAUUGCUAUUUUAUUAAUAUCUGAAAGAAGCUCCAUAAUUCAUGAAAACAUUUGUUUCGGUGCAUGUCAUUUUUGAACAAUCACAUUCUAUGAGGAGAAAGAUAUACAGAGAGAGAGAGAGAGAGAGAGAGAGAAAUAAACCAUUACAAGCCACUGACUUUUCAUUAAAUCUCAGUACAGACAUUUUUUUUGUAAUAUUCCAAACCAUAAAGCAAAGGCAAAAAAAGCAGCCCUAAUUCCAAACACCCAUUGAUAACCCCCCACCCCACAAAAAAAAAAAAAAAACCCCUUAAAAACCUUGAGGGUGACAGGCUGGAAUCCCACAGUGCUAGAGUGAGACGCUCAUUGGUUUUUAGGAAUACACAGCAUGGCGAUGUAACACGAUCGGAAUCAGGCCAAAUAAAAAUAAAACCAUAUUGGAUUCCCUCCCUAUCCCAUAAAACCCCUGCAAUAAAUCGCCCACAGUCAGUGUAGGCCAUGAAAUCGCCUUCUUCUGCUCCUCCAACACUUGUGCAUAGUUUCAUGUUCCUUUACAACCUUGUUUUACAAACAUCCUCCACACACACACAAAUCAUAUUUUUCAUGAGCGACAAGAGAAAGAAGGUAAGAUAAUAAUGCACGACUCUCCUGAUUCAGUCAGGAUGGGACCUCAGUAAGAAAAAACACAAGAAAGGGUCAAAACAAAACAGCUUUUUGCAUCAUCUUAUUCA
Molecule: messenger RNA, 2040 nt
Organism: Doryrhamphus excisus (bluestripe pipefish)
Lineage: Eukaryota; Metazoa; Chordata; Actinopteri; Syngnathiformes; Syngnathidae
Biological process (GO): adaptive immune response
Cellular component (GO): membrane
Molecular function (GO): signaling receptor activity
Source: RefSeq, a predicted model, not a curated record